GUUGCAUCGUUAUCGGCGUCAAAUAGAUCGUCAAGAUGUGGCGCCACAGUUUCCGCGGGCUUCUCCAACGCUCCUGUACGUAAAUAAAGUACGACUAUCAGCCCGAUCGCCAGAGUCGAGUUUUCUGCCUAUAAAAUUGCUUGCGUCUACCAGUUCUGCACCUUGACGCCAUGGUGUGCGUGUGAUUGUGUGGUAGUGAGUUAGCCCAUGCGCGUGUGUGCAGCUGCGCUGUGGUCAUUCGACCGAUUCAACGUGAAGUAUUCGAGUGUUCUCCUUUCCUUUAUGGAUAAUGAAAAUCGGCGAGCUCGGAACAAGCGCCGUAUCUGUUCUCGACGCUUUCAUGAAAUUCUAUCACUCGUAAUAAAGCAAUAUUUACGUGAUAUUUGACAAGAAUUUAGCUUCCCGUUCUCUUUUGAACCCAUUUUUACAAUUCUCACGGGUACUGGUUAAAUUCGACGCCAAGUUUACAUUUCCAGAUAUUUUUCCUUUUUAUCAAGGACACUAGACCUCGGUUGCUCCUCCGCUCUGCAUAAGUAGCAGCUGGAGAGGACGAUUAUAUAUUUCCAAUUAAUGUGAAUUUGUUUGGGGCAUCUGCUCCCACUCCACCUCUACUUGUUUCUUAUUUUCGAGCAAGCGAGGGGACCCUGCAAGGACACUCAUAUGUAAUUUAAUACGCGACUAGGAACGUUCGUUCUGCAUUAGUCUUGCGAACUUGCAGUAUGCUCAACAAGACCUGCAGUUCUUGGCUAUUAUGGCAGCAGGAGAUGAUAGUGUUGCCAAUGCUUCCAAUGUGUCAAGCAAUAAUAAUAACAAUAAUACAAAACCUCGCCAAGAGAAACAGUAUGAUUACCUGCUCAAGUUUCUUCUCGUUGGAGACAGCGAUGUAGGUAAACAAGAAAUUCUAAGUGGCUUGGAGGAUGGUGCUUUCGAAUCUCCCUUUUGUAGCGGCAGUGCAGCAUACAAAACUACCACUAUAUUGUUGGAUGGGAAACGGGUGAAGUUACAACUGUGGGAUACAUCUGGUCAGGGUAGGUUUUGCACCAUUAUAAGAUCCUAUUCCAGAGGAGCUCAAGGAAUUCUCUUAGUUUAUGAUAUUACCAAUAAAUGGUCAUUUGAUGGAAUAGAUCGAUGGUUAAAAGAAGUGGAAGAGCAAGCACCCGGAAUACCAAAAGUAUUAGUUGGUAAUCGUCUUCAUUUAGCUUUUAAAAGACAAGUAAGUGAACGGGAUGCAGAGUUAUAUGCUGCAAAAAAUCGUAUGGCCUUCUUUGAAGUAUCGCCACUUUGUGAUUUUAAUAUACGAGAAAGUUUUUCUGAACUCUCUCGAAUGGCUCUUCAUCGUAAUGGAAUGGAACGUCUAUGGAGAUCUAAUAAAGUUUUAAGUCUUCAAGAAUUGUCCUGUCGUGCAAUUGUAGCAAGAACAACAGUAUACGGUAUAGAUCAAUUACCUUUGCCUGCUUCUAUAAAAUCUCAUUUAAAAUCUUAUGCCAUGACUACUGUACCCCAAUUACGACCGCGGCUUCACACUUCAUGUGGUAGCCGUACUCUCUGUACCAUUAAAGCCUUGAAUCUCGGCCAUCGUAAGCUACGAUUCGUAGCUGGAACGAGUCCUAACAGUGGUGGAUCCUCGACACCUGGUAGCUCACCAUCCGGAAGUAUUAAUGAUUCGCGUACAAGUUGCGUAGGUCGGAAUUCUUGCACAAUAUCUUGAUUAGAAAAAGCUUUCGGUUGCAUCUUUCCAUAUUUUGUUAUAGUGUUUAAUAAUGCACAUUGAUUUUCUUUAUUUCACACAAUGAAAUAUAAUUCAGCUGUGGCGUUAAUUUAGGUACUGAUAAUUUUAUGAAUGGGAAAGUUGUGAGAAACAAUGACAAUUUGAGAAUUUUAUUCUUUGCUAUGUCAAAUAAUUUUAUUUAUUAUUUUUAUAUUAUAAAU
This is a messenger RNA of Ceratosolen solmsi marchali, 1929 nucleotides long. RefSeq names its product RAS oncogene family member Rab40 (gene Rab40). The coding region runs from base 752 to 1708 and encodes 318 amino acids. Gene Ontology annotation, biological process: intracellular signal transduction. The transcript has 4 exons. NCBI's taxonomy places the organism in Eukaryota, Metazoa, Arthropoda, Insecta, Hymenoptera, Agaonidae. The record is from RefSeq and is a predicted model, not a curated record. Gene Ontology annotation, molecular function: GTP binding; GTPase activity.